Phialemonium atrogriseum is the source of this 1537-nucleotide messenger RNA. RefSeq lists its product as uncharacterized. The record is from RefSeq and is a predicted model, not a curated record. Bases 296 to 1399 code for a protein of 367 amino acids. NCBI's taxonomy places the organism in Eukaryota, Fungi, Ascomycota, Sordariomycetes, Cephalothecales, Cephalothecaceae. The transcript has 4 exons.
GUUUAACAUUUCGUCAGAAGUUAAUACGAGCCAUCAGAGAUGCAGUAUAACCAGGUCCAGGCUGUGCGACGUAGGACUGAGUAACGUGAAAUGUGCCUGAUCAAUGGCGUCUGGUCUGAAUUGCACAUUGUAAGGCCUCCUACAUAUAUUAGUGCGCCCUAUGACUGAACAUCCCCACCCCAUCACCCAGCCUAUUUUAUUUUAGUUCGCAACCUAGGCAAUACUCUCAACUCAUUAACCUUCAGCAGCUCAUCAUCCAACACAAAUUAGUACCCACCGUUAAGACACCUUAGUCAUGGCCAACGAACUCCCCACCAUCGAUCUCUCGGCAUACUUUGCGUCUUCCUCGUCGAUCUCCGAGGCUCGACAUGUCGCCCAAGAUAUGUACACCGCAGCAUCAACCUGGGGCUUCUUCGUCGUCACCGGAACCACCGUCUCACCAGAGACGCAAUCCUCCCUCGUAGACUCCGCCAAAGCCUUCUUCGACCUGACGCCCGAGGUCAAGAUGGCCCUGGACGUCCGCUCCGGAGGCGUCGCCUGGCGGGGGUACAUGCCGCUGGGCGGCGAGCACACGCACGGCCGCACCGACUGGAAGGAGGGCCUCUACGUGGGACCCGAGCACGCCGACGACCACCCGCUCGCCGGCGCGCCGCUGCACGGCCGGAACCAGUUCCCGGACGAGUCGCUUCCCGGCAUGCGCCCCGCCGUGCUCGAGUACGUGCGCCAGGUGAGUGAGCUGGGGAAGACGUUGACGGACCUGUUCUCGCUGGGCCUCGGCUUGGAGGAAGGAGAGCUGCGUCGACGGCUUCUGGAACCGGAGCCUGUCGUUCUGUUUAGGUGCUUCAAGUAUGUCCCGGUCAAGAAGGAGGUUGCCGAGAGUGGGGAAGGAGGAGAUGGCAAGGAGAGCUUCGGUAUUGGCAAACACACCGAUUUUGGCUAUCUCACCAUUCUGAAGGUCGACUCGCCGGGCCUCCAGGUUCUCUCACCAUCGAAUGCCUGGGUUGAUGUCCCUGUCAUUGAGAACGCCUUCAUUAUAAACAUUGGCGACAUGUUCGACCAACUCACUAGCGGCCGCUUCCGGUCCCGGCCACACCGCGUCGUCCGGCCCGCCCCGGAUUCGCCACCGCGCUAUUCAUUCCCCCUCUUCUUCGACUUUGCCUGGAACGCGGAGAUGCAGCGCCUGCCCCUGGAACACCUGGCCCCCUUGUCUGAGCAGGAUCAGGCGGUCGCCCGAGACCGCUGGGCCGGAACCACGUUCCGAGACGUCGGGGGCACAUGGUCGCAGUACCUGGCUCGCAAGGUCCAGAAGGUGUUCCCCCACCUAAAACUCCCGGACUUUGAGCCGAAUGCCGCGCCGUCGACGAGGUUCACACGGGUCGUGGAGGCGGCGGCGACUUAGGUCUGAUACUAGUGACACAGCUCUCUGUUAACGAAACCAGGAAUGAAAAGGGGGCUGAUUUUCUUCUUCAUUUCACGACCAUCCGGCUACAAUACCAUGCAGCCCGAGCGUCGGCCAAGAAUAUAUGUUGUCUAUCUA